Neurospora crassa OR74A is the source of this 879-nucleotide messenger RNA. RefSeq lists its product as hypothetical. Lineage: Eukaryota; Fungi; Ascomycota; Sordariomycetes; Sordariales; Sordariaceae. The record is from RefSeq and is a predicted model, not a curated record. The transcript has 3 exons. Bases 1 to 879 code for a protein of 292 amino acids.
AUGGCCCCCUCCCGGACCUACACCACCGCAACCGAUCACGACCAAUGCCUCUCUUCCGUCUCUCGAAGGCGUACCAACGGUACCAACGGCACAAACGGUAACCCCCCUCCUCCCCCCUCCUCAUCCUCCUCAUCCACCUCAAACUUGUUCACUUCUAGUAGCCCCAACGACCCCUUCACCACCUCUUCUACCACCACCAAUACCACCAACGGCACCACCAACGGCACCAACAACGCCACCAACAACGCCACCGGCACCAGCACUCUAGGCGGCAUCCUAGUAACCACCACCACAACCACCACCACGCGCAACGCCAACUCCCCUCUGACACCCAUCCCACACGGUCCGGUAAUCACUGGGCCCAGUCCCAGUCCCUUAAGUCUGGGGUCACCUGCCUUGCAACCGAUGUCGCCUACCAGAAGUUCAACGCACCAUGGCCGAUCAUCACGUGGAAUCGCUAGGGGUAGAGGUCAUGGAGUUAUUGCGUACAGCGGAUAUGCUGGUUUUUCGGAUGGCUCUACGAAUGGGGUCAAUGGCGUUCAUGGAUCUCAGGGCGGUCACAGCCCUCGUGGCUCUCGUGGCUCCUCUAAUGUCGUCAACGGCGUCAAUGGCGUCAACAACCCUAAUUACAGUUCCAACGGCGGCAGAAGGCCAGGGGAAACCGCAAGUGAAAGAGCAACAGCAAUAGCCCCCCCAUCCUACUCCAUCUACACUCAACGAGCCAUGGCUGCUGCUGCUGCUGCUGCUGCCGCUGCAGGUCGCGGUACAGGUACAGGUAGAGGUGGACCAGGACCAGGACCAAGUAACAACGUAGCGCCCCCCGUCGUUUCGUUCGAGUUCCGGUUCAAGGUUGAGUUUGAGUUUGAGUUCUGGUGGUGA